Messenger RNA from Linepithema humile (Argentine ant), 356 nucleotides. RefSeq lists its product as uncharacterized. The record is from RefSeq and is a predicted model, not a curated record. NCBI's taxonomy places the organism in Eukaryota, Metazoa, Arthropoda, Insecta, Hymenoptera, Formicidae.
UUCAACAGUUUUUUCAUUGUGAAACUCAGUUGAAAGUGAAUACCGAGAUGAAAAAACAAUUUGAACACGUUAUAUGUCGAAUUGGAGGUUCAACGGGUAAGCAGUUCGUUAGAAAUACUCUACCACAGAUUGUCUCUAAUGAACUGGGUACUCAGAUGUCAUGGACAGGUCAAAAGAGUGGUGUAGGCUUUAAAUCCACAUCCAUAUGCAAACUUAUAAUCGAUUCGGUGAUGAAGCAGCUACCAGCUUCGACAUCUGCGGAGCUAGAAGCUGCCAUUCAAGAAUGGCUCCGUCGCUCAGGCGAUCGAAUAAGACACAUUAAACAAGGCACAUUAAACAAAAACAAUCAUAUUUAG